Molecule: messenger RNA, 6603 nt
Organism: Python bivittatus (Burmese python)
Lineage: Eukaryota; Metazoa; Chordata; Lepidosauria; Squamata; Pythonidae
Product: threonyl-tRNA synthetase 2, mitochondrial
Biological process (GO): threonyl-tRNA aminoacylation
Cellular component (GO): mitochondrion; cytoplasm
Molecular function (GO): ATP binding; threonine-tRNA ligase activity
Source: RefSeq, a predicted model, not a curated record
CCCCGAAAAGCCCUGCAACUUUUUGUCUUGUCCCCGAAGGGAGGUUCCCCGCUGCGAUUUAAUUUUUUGUUCUGUUUGUUUCUCGGCUUUCUUUUCCUCAGUGGCCGGUCUCAAUAGAAGGGAGGGGAAGCGCGCGUUUUUGUUUUUCUUCCAGCAAAGUAAUUUUAAAGUUAAUCUUAAAGUGGUUGUUGAAAUAAAAGCUUUCCAAAGUGACUAAAUUAGAUUAAAAUGGGAUUUCUUUUUAAAAUUGGAGCUCCCGCAGGAGGGAGGUGGGAUUUAAGCAAGAGUCCUGCCCUGUAAGUGUUCAGGAAGGUGAACAGUCCCCCGUUUCCAUCCUUUUGGUUUCUGCCUCCGUUUUCCUCUCUUCCCUUUACUUGUUGGCUCUGCUGCUGCUGUCCUCUCUCUUGCACCUCCAAGACGGAGGCUCUGCCCAUCUCUGUCUUACCAGCUAAUCUUUCUUGUUCCUUUUUUGCAGUCUUUUAGGUUUUAACGGUUCUCACGCACGUCUCAGAUUGCUGAGGACAAGAAAUCUGUGAUGGACUCAUUUGGUUUUGCCUGGGUCUGGAGGCAGGAGUUCUGUGCGGAAGAUGGGCAGAGAGCCGCUUUGGCGUCUAAGGCCUGGGUCCCGAGGCUGCAAUUUUACAGCAGGGGAAAAGCCCUGUUGAGCUCAGUGGGAUCUGCUCCCAAGCAGGCGUGAGAUCGGGCGGACGCUGCCUUUGUCCGGCACUUGGGGAUCCCUAGAACAGCCCUGGAAGGCACGGCCACGCCCACUCGCCGUCGCGCGUCCGCCCCGCCCCGGGAAGAGGGUUGCAGCCGGGACCCGCAGCCUCUGCACGUGGGAACGCAGGACCUGAAGCGGGUUUCCCGGGAGAUGCGGUUCCUUCGGCUCUGGAGGAGGACCUGGGCGAGGAGGAGCGGCCUCCGCAGAGAGUACACGACGGGAGCUCUGCCCUCCGAAGUCGCCGAGCGCCUCGCCUUUUACGAGAGGCUCAAAGCCGCCGCGGACGAGCGCCAAGCCAAGCGGGCCCGCCGGGAGAAGCGCCCGAUCUUGGUUUCCCUGCCGGACGGCCGACGCGUCGAGGGCGAAUCCUGGACUAGCACCCCUUAUCGGCUGGCCCUGCAGAUCAGCCAGAGUUUGGCCAAGACCGUGGUAACAGCGCGGGUGAACGGAAGCCUGUAUGACUUGGACCGUCCUCUGGAGGGUGACGCCACCAUGGAAUUUGUGGGUUUUGAUUCGCAGGCUGGGCAAGAGCUCUUCUGGCAUUCCAGUGCCCACCUCCUGGGGGAGGCUGCUGAGCGCUUCUAUGGCGCCCUCCUGUGCCACGGGCCCAGCACCGAACAGGGCUUCUUCUAUGACGUCUACUUGGACAAGGAACGGAAGGUGUCCAGUAAAGACCUGCCCGCGCUGGAAGAGAUCUGCAAGGCCACCGUGGCAGCCGAGGCCCCUUUUGAGCGGCUGGAAGUUUCCCGAGAGGAUCUGAUGGAGCUGUUCAAGCAUAACCGAUUCAAGCUGGAGAUCAUCAAGCAGCGGGUGAAGUCUCCGACCGCCACGGUGUACAGGUGUGGGACGUUAGUCGACCUCUGCCAGGGGCCCCACCUCCGGCACAGCGGGGAGGUCCGAGCCCUGAAACUGCUCAAGAACGCUGCCUCCUCCUGGCAGGGAGACCCCUCCAAGGAGACCCUGCAGCGCAUUUAUGGCAUCUCCUUCCCGAGCCCUCAGCAGUUGGCAACAUGGGAACGGGCCCAGGAAGAGGCUGCCCAGCGGGACCACCGGCGCAUCGGAAAGGACCAGGAACUCUUCUUCUUCCAUCAGUUGAGUCCCGGAAGUUGCUUCUUCCUCCCCAAAGGGACCCUCAUCUACACCACCCUCAUGGACUUUAUCAAGAGCGAGUACCUGAAGCGAGGCUUUUCUGAAGUGAUCACCCCCAACAUCUUCAACGCGAAGCUCUGGGAGACCUCUGGGCACUGGCAGCACUACAGCGAGAGCAUGUUUUCCUUCCGCGUGGAGGACCAGAUGUUUGCUCUCAAGCCCAUGAACUGCCCCGGCCACUGCCUCAUGUUUGGCCACCGGCCCCGAUCCUGGCGGGAGCUGCCCCUGCGCUUGGCCGACUUCGGGGUGCUCCAUCGCAACGAGGCCUCGGGGGCCCUGAUGGGGCUGACGCGCGUCCGUCGCUUCCAGCAGGACGAUGCCCACAUCUUCUGCUCCGUGGAUCAGCUGGAGGGGGAGAUCAGAGGCUGCCUCGAUUUCCUGCAGGCCGUUUACUGCGUCUUCGGAUUCAGCUUCCGCUUCUUUCUCUCCACCCGCCCCGCGCACUUUCUUGGGGAGCCACCUCUCUGGGAUCAGGCCGAGCAGCUGCUGGAAAAGAGCCUCCGGGAUUUCGGCCAGCCGUGGGAACUCAACCCUGGGGACGGCGCCUUCUAUGGGCCCAAGGUGGACGUUCAGAUCCAGGAUGCCCUGGGGCGAUUCCACCAGUGUGGCACCAUUCAGCUGGACUUCCAGAUGCCGCUUCGCUUCGACCUCUCCUACAAGGGGAGAGAUGGCGGGGCCCCAGAGAGGCCGGUCCUGAUCCACCGGGCGGUGCUGGGCUCCGUGGAGCGGAUGCUGGCGGUCCUGGCCGAGAACUACGGGGGCAAGUGGCCCUUCUGGCUGUCCCCCUCCCAAAUCAUGGUCAUCCCGGUCGGCCCAGACGCAGAGGAGUACGCCAGCGAGGUCCAGCAGCUCUUCCACCAGGCGGGAUUCAGGACAGACCUAGACGCCGAUUCGGGAGCGACCCUCAACCGCAAAAUCCGAAGAGCCCAGCUGGCACAGUGCAAUUUCCAGUUUGUGGUCGGCCAGAAGGAGAUGACCCGCCGCACCGUGAACGUCCGCACCCGGGACAACCGCCAGCACGGCGAGAGAGAUUUGCACGAGGUCCAGAGCCGGCUCCGAGAACUCCAGGACAGGCGGGUCAGAAACGCCGAGGAGCUCUUUUGAGCAAAACGUGGUUUCCCUGCAGGGCUGGCGGGGCUCUUGGGUGCAGGAGGGGGCCUCCGAGGCUUCCACGCUUCGUUACGAGGGCCUAGUCCUCACCGAGGAACGCCGAGGGCCCAGGAGCCCCGUCUCCCUCCUUGCUGACUGUUCAGGAGAGGGCACCCUCCGUGGGCGGGUCCGGUUUCCCGGAGCACCUGGCAUUGCUCAGGGAUGAGUCGUCUGCACAAGGGCAGUGCUAAGCCGCGUUCUGGAGGUUCUCAGGAGCUCUCAGACGUGGGGCCGGGGCCCUGCCCGCCCCGUUCACGCCCUUUCCCGGAUGCCUGCGGGGGGUUGCUGCAAAAGCCAGGCCCGACGGAGGGGGGGGCAGUCAGCUCACAACUUCCAGGUUGGCUCUGGAGCCACUGGCAGGUCCCCACCAAGGCCCCUCCCCAGGAUGCUUUGAUGCACCUGCUGAUAAGGGCUGGGGCCCCAAGCGGUCCAGGGAGUGACUCAGAGGAAGCUCUUGGGGGGGCCUCCCCCCAGCUGACUCAGAAGCUGUUCUCCCCCCCCGCCGCCCCGGCUUAAGAGCUGGACACGGUCCCAAAUCCUCAGGGGAGGGGCUUGGGAGGGGGCUGGCAGUGCAAUUUGAGUUUCCUUGCAAGCCCCCUCCCCCAGCAGCCAUUGGAAGGGCUGGGAGGCCUCCGAUCCCACUUGGCAUGCCUGCGACCCCUCCGUGAAGCAGAGCCUCCAUGCUCUGGGGCAGUCGGCCUUCGCACACAGGGAAGUCUCCUCUCGAGGGAACAGGACGUGCUGGACAAACAGGACUCCUGAGUGUGUUGUGGGUCGGUGUGACGCAGCGGCUUUUUCUCUCUCGUCUCCAAAAAGUGGUUUGGGCACAGGAGGUGACUCGGUCAGUCAGCCAACGCUGACUCAGUCAAACUUGAACCCAGGUGUGUCUCGGCUGGCUGCUUUUCCUCUUCCUCGGAAGCUCAGAACAGCUUGCAGGGCUGAGCGGAGACCGGCUGUUGCCUAAAGAACUGGUUGAGAAUGGCCGGCAGGCGCUGGGCUGGGGGGCCCUUCCUUAACGGCUCCCAGAAGGCUGGCAUGUUUUAGAAAAGGCCUGGGCCUGAUCCCAGCGAUGUCUUGCUUCCAAGAUGGGAGAUUCCCUUGGCACGCGCCCCCCCGUGGCUUUAUGGGGGCCGGGGUCUCCCAAGGGAGAGAGCUGGGCUCUGGAGGCCGGAGAGCCAGUAGCCCCAGCGGUGCUUUUCGGAUGUCCCAAACAGCCGUAGAACAAACCCGGUGUUUGCCGCUCCAGAGUAGGGGGAGCUUUUGGGGGGCAGAGCUCAUCCUCUGCCAAGCGCCCCCUCCCUGCGCUUGGGACCCCCUUGGAACCAGCACCGAGGAGGGCUCCCGUCUUGCCCAACCCUCACCCUGUCCCUGCUGAGGUUCAGUAGAUGGGCGGUCCGCCUCUUUGCGGAACAGCCGGCUGUCGGGGAGACUUCCCGGGCCAAAGUGGGCGGACGCGCGAGGCCCCUUCGUCAUCGGUUGCCGACCAGGGUGACAGCGACCAGCCCGUUCCUGGCAUCGUAUGCCUCUUCUCUUCUGUUGGGACCGAGCGCUCGCUUUGACCCCAAGCCGGGCAAAGGGAGAAUAAACCACUAGGCCGUGAUUCAAGUUUGCACCUGCCAGGGAGUAACCCUGUUUAGUCUAAUCAAGAAAAAGGCCCUUCAGAGGCAUCCUGGCCGGGGCCUCCCCGUGCACCGGACGCGGGGAGGAGAGGCCAGAUCCCUAAACGUGGCGAAGAGGGUUCGCGCUGCCGUUUGGAAAAGCGUGUCCAAAGCAUGUUUCAGGUGUAGGAAAAUGAAAUAAACCCUUUUAAAUCUGCACUGGUUUAAUUCAGUUCCUUAAUUUGGGGGGCUUGCUGUUAGUCAUUUGUAACGUGGAGGACCGGUGCUCUGCCCAUGCUCAGGAGCGCGCUUUGUUGCUUUAACCAGUGUAGAAUUUGGACUUGGAUCUUGGGGUCCCCUGCCUGCUAAAUGGCGCACGAUCGGAUCGCCUCUCUCCAGGUUACACUGGAUGGUUCUAACGUGGAGGCUCAUUAUGGGAUGGGGCCCACGUCUGCUGAGCCGUGCAGAGUCCCCUUGGGUUGCAUCUGGUUCUCGUUUGGGGACCGCGGGCACUGGGAAGCCUCCCACGCCACUGGGGUCCCCAUCUUCUUGGGCUGCGGACGCGUCCCCCAGGCCCCCUUUGACCUUCACCCCUUGGCAUGGAGCAGGGGCUGCCCCAAGUUUCAAAAGAGCCAGUGGGCACGUCGCCGGGGCCUCCACCUGCCCGUCUUGCUGUCAGCGGGCACGUUUCUGUUACUCAUUUUUCCCCGCAGCACCUUGGCAGGAAUGGCGGGCCUGCCUUUGCCCUCUUUGCGGCUUGGCGAAAGGAGGAGGGAGCCCCGUUCGGGAUUCGAGGGGGGGGUUUUCAUUUUCAUAACAUGCCACUUGUUUCUCAAGGAGCUUACGUGUCAGCGCAAUGUUUGUCUUUCACAACUGCUGUCCCCACCACCCGGCUGUUUUCCAGGGAGCCGGGGCGACUCAUGUGAGCGAAGAGUGACUUGGAGGCCUGUUGCAACCCGGCUCGCCUCCCACUGGCGGGCAUCAUGCUCGGUUGCCCUUGUGCAAUCGGGCCCCUGACACCCACCCCCACACCUGUUCCCUGCAGACUGGUUUGUUUUCUAAACCGUAAAUAAGGACCCUUAAAAAUUCCACUCGUCUGAGAAAGGUUUCCUCCCCCCGCUUUUUGUUUUUAACUUUCCUGGCGGAAUGGAAGAUUCUGCACCCGAGCGGUUGAAUUGUGCAAGCCGCCCGUUUGCCACCACGCAACUUGCCUUGGGGAGACAGAGACGCUUCAAAGAGGCGUGAAAGUCUCCUAAUGCCCCUCCCCAGUGUGGCCAAAAUUCAGGAGGCGCCUUUUCAAAUGUUACGAAAGGGCACGGAGGGAGCCUUAAUAAAAUGCCUUUUAAUAAAAGGGGCUAGUUGGAAAAGGUGUUCCCAGAUUCCUGAUUCUGACCCCCCGCAAACUGACAUGGCCUCCUCCUACAAUAUCUGCAUGGAAAUGGGGAUAAGCAAAGGGGAAGAAAACAUGUUUAACAGCUGAACCAUUCAGGACAAGCAUUUAGGGCCAUAAGAAGGUUAUAAUCAAUAAAAAAUAGCAUGAGUUCAGCUUGGUUCCUGCUAACUCCAGGCCCACGUCCAUGAUAUCUUCCGGGUAGCAGGAUAGAGGUGGUUUCCCAUCGCCACCUUCCAAUUUUUUGGGGGGGGGAUUCUGGUCUACCUGGAUUUCCUUGUGGCCUCCCAUCCAAGGCUCAACUGGGUUCAACUUGACUUGGCCAGGGGCUGCCCUCAAAUUCUUGAUUGCUUGGUCUGGAUGACUUUGUCUCUCAAUUGGACCACCGAAGCAGCCUGGGAUUGGGGGUGAGACCCUGACGCUCCCCAUUUGCAGCUGUGAACCCCAGCGGUGUGAGAAAGGGGUGGCAAAGGCCGACCCACAUCCUGCCCGCUUCUCGUAAAGGGUUUCCUCCCACGAGAAGAGAAGAGGCGCUGGACAAACCCGCGGUUGUGUUUGCGUGCAAAUCCGUGCCAUUCUGGAGGUUCCAAAUUAAA